AUGGCGAGGGUCCUCUCAGGGGAAGGGCGGAGGCGGGAAGCCGCGCGGCGCGCGAGCCCUCUCGAUUUAGAGCAGUGUUCCCUCAAAGUGCUGGAGCCAGAAGGAAGUCCCAGCUGGAGUCUCCUGAAACUACUGGGAGAUCGGGGUUGCACUGUGGUGGAGCUUGUGGAGUUCUUGCAGGCCCUGGAGCAUACAGAGGCUCUCCAGUGUCUCAGCCAUUCAGGUAUAAAGAUUGUUGUACAGCCAGACUCUCAAGCAGUGCUCUCUGGUCAGGUCGUCAAGCUGUGUUGUUGGGCAACAGGACACCCAUUUGUGCAUUACCAGUGGUUCAAACAGGAAAAAGAGGUUCCCCAUGGUAAUUCUCCAGAGCUGGUUUUGAAUCCAGUGAAUGUGAACGAUUCUGGCUUUUACAUCUGUCGAGUGAACAGUGAGUCUUCCUUUGUGUUCAGUCGGUGGGCACGACUUGAAGUUUGUGAUCUCCAGGGUACAUCUCAUGGGAGCUUAAUUGGUUUGCCUGAAAGCAAGUUGCGCAUUUGUAUUCAGCCUCAGUCACAAAACCUAACAGUGGGAGAUGCUUUGGUAUUAGAAUGUGGAGCUGUUGGAAACCCAAUUCCUCAUUACCAGUGGUUCAGAAAUGGAUUUCCCUUGGCAAAUGGGAGCAAAAAUGUCUACAUGGUAACUUAUGUGGAUGUGGAACAUCAAGGGACAUACUGGUGUCACGUAUUCAAUGACCAGGAAGAUCAAGACAGCAAGAAGAUAGAAGUCAUUAUAGGGAGGAAAUCUAUGGCAGUGGAGUGCACAGAAGAAGAUCUAAGUGAUCUUCAAAAACCAGCAGACCUACAAGAACAAUCAAAUCACAGACCUGUUGCAACAGACAAGGUAGCUCUGUUAAUAGGAAAUAUGAGCUACUGGAAUCACCCCCAACUCAAGGCUCCAAUGGUAGAUGUCUAUGAAUUGACCAAUUUGCUAAGACAGCUGGAUUUCAAAGUUGUUUCUUUGCUGGAUCUUACUGAGUCCGAGAUGCGAAAUGCAGUGAAUGAAUUUUUACUUCUCCUGGACAAAGGAGUAUAUGGUUUGUUAUACUAUGCUGGCCACGGCUACGAAAACUAUGGGAACAGUUUCAUGGUUCCUAUUGAUGCUCCAAGUCCCUACCGGUCUGCAAACUGUCUGUGUGUGCAGAACAUCCUCAAACUAAUGCAGGAAAAAGAGACGGGACUUAAUGUAUUCCUACUGGAUAUGUGUCGGAAAAGGAAUGAAUAUGAUGACACAAUUCUUAUCUUAGAUGCUCUGAAGGUUACGGCCAACAUUGUUUUUGGAUAUGCAACGUGCCAAGGAGCAGAAGCUUUUGAAAUUCAGCAGUCAGGGUUGGCCAAUGGAAUCUUCAUGAAGUUCUUGAAGGACCGUUUGUUAGAAGACAAGAAGAUUACUGUACUGCUUGAUGAGGUUGCAGAAGAUAUGGGCAAGUGUCACCUUACCAAAGGCAAGCAAGCUUUGGAGAUCCGCAGCAGUUUGUCUGAGAAAAGGGCAUUAACUGAUCCCAUUCAACAAACCGUAUCUUCUGCAGAGUCUCUGGCGCGGAACCUACAGUGGGCCAAAGCUCAUGAGCUUCCAGAAAGUAUGUAUCUUGAAUUCAAAUGUGGUGUUCAGAUUCAGUUGGGGUUUGCAGCCGAGUUUUCCAAUGUCAUGAUAAUCUACACACGAAUAGUAAAGAAGCCACCUGAAAUAGUAGUUUGCAGAGCCUACGUUACAGACUUCGCACUUGACCUGGAUGUGGAUCCUAAAGAGGCCAAUAAAGGAACUCCUGAGGAAACCGGAAGCUAUUUAGUAUCAAAGGACCUUCCCAAACACUGCCUCUACACCAGGCUAAGUUCACUGCAAAAACUAAGGGAGCACUUGAUCUUCACUGUGUGCUUGCACUAUGAGUAUCCAGGAAUAGAAGAUACAAUGGAUGAAAGAAAGGAAGUUAAUGUUGGGAAGCCCCUUAUUGCUAAAUUAGGCCUUCAUCAUGGAUUCAAAAAUAACUGUCUCCAGACUUGUUGUGUGGCUAAUAAUCCUUUUCAUCAUCAAAUAGAAUCAAGUCCGGUGGCAACUAAAUACUAUGUCCCUAGUCAUUGCCAACCAAAUUCCUGUCCAGGCGUUUACCAUCCAAACCGUAUUUGCUCAGACAACAUCAGACAACCAGAGGCAUGUUCUUGCAAUGGGACUUCAAGGAUAUUAGCUUCAAGACAUGAAGUACGGAAUUACUCCCCCCCUGUGGAAAAGAGUAAUGUACCAGUAGAGACCACUGAUGAUACUGUUGAACUGGAAUUCCUUCUCUCUGACAACCUCAGAUUCUCUAAACAGCAGUAGCUGUGAUGUGUUUGGAAUAGACCACAGUAUCAUUCUUGAAUAGGGGACCUUCCACACUGCUUAUCCGUCUCCUGGAGUUUGGGGGCUUCUGGACAAAGGGAUUGGAGAGUCUAGAGGUGGUACUGGGAAUGAGGUUGUGAUGAAAAUUUUUCAGAUCCAAAGAGACAAAACUGGACUGAUACAUUUAGGAAUG
Pygoscelis adeliae (Adelie penguin) is the source of this 2542-nucleotide messenger RNA. RefSeq names its product mucosa associated lymphoid tissue lymphoma translocation gene 1 (gene MALT1). The transcript has 17 exons. The coding region runs from base 1 to 2349 and encodes 782 amino acids. NCBI's taxonomy places the organism in Eukaryota, Metazoa, Chordata, Aves, Sphenisciformes, Spheniscidae. Gene Ontology annotation, molecular function: cysteine-type endopeptidase activity. Gene Ontology annotation, biological process: proteolysis. The record is from RefSeq and is a predicted model, not a curated record.